AUGGUCCUGUUCAUGUCUUCGAGAGCCUUGGCAGGACUUUUGAUGUCCUCCCUCGCAGUCCAGUGCGGUGCCAUCAGUCUGACGGUAUCACAGGAUCGUGGCAAUGAGACUUCUUCUACCAUGUGGGGCAUCAUGUUCGGGGACAUCAACUACUCCGGGGACGGCGGUACUCAUGGCCAGCUCAUCCGCAAUAACGGCUUCCAAGGCGAUAAUCCUGGAUUAGCAGCUUAUUCGGCAAUCUCGGGAACCACCCUGGAAGUCGAUUCUUCAGUUCCCCUCUCUGACGCUCUUCCCAACACACUCAAAGUCAGUGUCGAAGCUGGCGCCACGGGUCAGGCUGGGUUCGCCAAGGAGGGUUACUGGGGCAUUCCGGUUGAUGGCAGCCCUCACUCGCACAACAUCUUCAUCCGUGGCAACUAUCAAGGCCAGAUGAACUGGAUCUUGCAGAGUGUUUCUACCAAGGAGGUCUUCGCGAACGUUACUUUCUACGUUGACUCCACCACCGACAAGUUUACCGAGUUUCACCAACGUGAGCCGACUACCUUCUCGUCGUUGACGGAUAUAGAGUACAGGAUGACCUUUGAUGCGGGCCUUGUCGCCGGCUCUUCGCUCUGGUUUGCGCUUCCGCAGCUCUAUCCUACCACCUUCCAUAAUCGCAUAGGUGCCUGGGGAUACCCGAACACUGAUGCCCUUGGCCUUCAUGAAUACUUUGAAUGGUGCGAUGACAUACGCCUUGAGCCAUUCCUUGGCGUCUACUCUGGGUACUCCCUCGACGGAACCCACAUCACUGGUGAAGCUUUGAAACCUUUCGUUGAUGAAGUUCUCCAAGAGCUUGAAAACGGACGCGAGCAGCCAUCGCCCGUUAAGUGGGUCGAAAUUGGCAACGAGGAUGACUUUGGCUGCAGAAGCUAUCCUGAGAGAUUCGCCGCAUUCUACAAUGCCAUCCGUCCCAAGUAUCCGGAUCUCCAGCUUAUUGCCUCUGCUACCGGCUUCAACUGCCUGCCUGACCCUUUCCCCGAAGAUGCAUGGAUCGAUUACCAUGAAUACAACAUCCCUGAGAACUACAUCGUCAACUUCGCCCAGUGGGAAAAUAUUUCUUGCAGGAACAAUAGCGACCUCAUUCGGGGCGUAGCCUUUGCGCCUUUGCUCAGUCUCGUAGAUCACCACCAAUGGGCGCCCAACCUGAUCCCUUUCAAACAAGCGCCUGACGCCAUCGUCUACACGUCCAGCUACUGGGUCCAACAGCUCUUCGCGCACAAUGCUGGCGACGUGACCCACGAGGUCACUUCUGACUCUGGAUUUGACCCUGUCUUCUGGAGCGCGGUUAGCGCCUGCGAGACGUACAUCGUGAAGCUGGCCAACUACGCCGCUGAGCCGCAGCAAAUAGACAUCAAGAUUGCAGGAAAGGGUAUUGCGACGCUGUCCAUUCUGGCCAAUGACAACCCUGAUAGUGCCAACAGCCAUGCCGGAUCUCCCAUCGCUCCUCCGGUUAUCUCGCGCAUCGAGUCUUCCGGCGACAACUUCAGCUUCGUCAUGCCUGCUUGUUCCGUUGCGGUCCUUCGCGCAGACUAA
This is a messenger RNA of Colletotrichum aenigma, 1572 nucleotides long. It is a transcript of the gene abfA-2, whose product is annotated as putative alpha-L-arabinofuranosidase A. The coding region runs from base 1 to 1572 and encodes 523 amino acids. Lineage: Eukaryota; Fungi; Ascomycota; Sordariomycetes; Glomerellales; Glomerellaceae. Gene Ontology annotation, molecular function: alpha-L-arabinofuranosidase activity. Gene Ontology annotation, biological process: L-arabinose metabolic process. The transcript has 7 exons. The record is from RefSeq and is a predicted model, not a curated record.